UUUAAGCUCCCAAUGUGAAUACACAUGUGCCUGAUGAUAAUAUAUAUGCUCGUAGUUUAAAGUUUAAACUACCACACACCAUUGAUAAUGACCACUUUGACAGAAAGUUACGACUCAUCAAGCCUCUUCUUCACUCUAUCAGCCAUCUUAGUCCUAUUCUGGUACACAUGGAGAAACUUCAUCAGAUCCAAGAAUCUCAACCCCUCCUCACCCUUGCCACCAGGCCCACGAGGCCUACCCAUAGUGGGCAACCUUCUAAGCCUUGAACCGGAGCUCCAAUCCUACUUCGCCAUCCUCGCUCACACCUACGGUCCAAUCCUGAAGCUCCGCCUUGGUACCAAACUCAAUAUCAUCGUCACCUCACCAACUUUGGCCCGCCAAGUCCUCAAAGAAAACGACAUCGUUUUCGCCAACCGCGACGUGCCCUACAUAGCCCGAACCUGCACCUACAAGGCCAGCGGCCUUGUGUGGACCCCAUACGGCCCGGAAUGGCGGAUGUUGAGGAAAGUCUGCGUUUUGAAGAUGCUUAGCAACACCAUGUUGGACUCGGUUCACUCUCUCCGCCGCCGGGAGGUUCGGCGGGGAGUGAGCCAGUUAUACAGUCGGGUCGGGUCGCCGGUUGACGUGGGCGAGCAUGUUUUCUUGAUCAUACUUAAUGUGAUAACGAACAUGCUUUGGGGUGGCGCAGUGGAUGGUGACGAAUGGGCCAGUGUUGGUGCGGAGUUUAGAGGGAUUGUGUCUGGGAUUAUCGGUGUUGUGGCCAAACCGAAUAUCUCAGACUUCUUUCCGGCCCUGGCUUGGUGUGAUCUUCAGGGGAUAACGAAGCAGCAUGAUGAGUUGAUCGAGAGGCUUGAUAUAUUUUUUGAUAGAAUGAUUAGUCGGCGGACAAAGAUUGAGACAGAAGGUGGGAAUGGAAGCAGUGAUUUCUUGCAGUUUUUGCUGAGACUGAAAGAUGAAGGAGAUUCCAAGACUCCUUUGGCUAUAAUCAAUAUCAAAUGCCUGCUCUUGGUUCAAGCGGCGAUUAUAGGUCAUCAGCUUCAAGAUUUUAUUGAUCUCGAUUUCAAAGCUCUCAAACAAUCUUCUCUGAUGUCGAUCAUCAAGCUCGUACUGUCAAAAAGGAGUAUACUAAGUGGCCCCAACAAGAUCAACUUCUUUAUUAUUGGCUGCUCUCAUCUAUGUAUGAAGGAAUUCUCACUCGUGUUGUUGGUUUUCGUACUUCUUCUUAGGUUUGGAAAAUUCCUGAUGAAUAUUACACCUCUCAAAAAAAUGCUAAGAUUGAUCAGUAUCAAACACAUCUAAGAA
Molecule: messenger RNA, 1302 nt
Organism: Humulus lupulus (European hop)
Lineage: Eukaryota; Viridiplantae; Streptophyta; Magnoliopsida; Rosales; Cannabaceae
Product: flavonoid 3'-monooxygenase CYP75B137-like
Exons: 2
Coding region: 88-1299 (403 amino acids)
Molecular function (GO): monooxygenase activity; heme binding; iron ion binding
Source: RefSeq, a predicted model, not a curated record